Colletotrichum acutatum is the source of this 210-nucleotide messenger RNA. RefSeq lists its product as uncharacterized. NCBI's taxonomy places the organism in Eukaryota, Fungi, Ascomycota, Sordariomycetes, Glomerellales, Glomerellaceae. The annotation marks the transcript as partial. The transcript has a single exon. The record is from RefSeq and is a predicted model, not a curated record.
GAACGGAGUUCAGGCUUCGAAUUGAAAGAACAGGAACGGGUAGCGAUUAUUGUCCUUGUACUAGGCGGCCGAAGCUAUCGCAAUGUCGCAGCGAUUUUCGGCUGCUCACUCGGCGCGGUCGCAUCCACAAUUCGACGAUACAAUAAAGAUCAUACUUUCAAGGUAGCACCCAGGGUAGGCAGGCCAAAGAAAGUCAUAGCCGACACGUAA